AUGAGUGAAUUCAACGUAGAGGACUACAAAAAAUAUGAUAAAUUUACUGUUAGUGAAGUAGAAGAAGGAUUCUAUCAUGUACAAUUCAAUAACCCGAAAUCCUUAAAUGCAUUCACAGAGCAAAUUUGGAGAGACUAUGCAGAGAUAUUAGAAAAAUUAGAUAAAUGUGAAGAAACUAGUGUGAUUUUGAUUUCGUCCGCAGUACCAAAAGCUUUUUCGAGUGGGUUGGAUUUGAAAGAUGCAAUUAAUACCAUGGCAAAUACUGUGCUGAAUUCCGAAAAAGAGAGGUAUGAAUCUUUGCAUAAGCACAUUGCUGAUUUUCAAUAUUGCAUUGCCACUCCUACACGUAUUAGAACACCUACAAUUUGCUUAAUGAAUGGGAUCAAUUAUGGAUUAGCUUUGGACAUUUCUUCAGCCUGUUCCAUUAGAGUCGCAACUGCUGAUUGUAAGUUUUCUAUUCGAGAAAUUAAGAUUGGUAUCCCAGCUGAUAUUGGUUCGUUACAGAGAUUGCCAUCUAUCAUCAACAACAAAUCAUUGAUGUAUCAGUAUGCUUUGACCGGUGAUAUUUUUGGCGCAGAUGAAGCAACUAAGUUAGGAUUUAUUAGUGCUGUUCUUCCAGAUCUCAACGCAGGUGUUGAAUAUUGCAAAAGCUUGGGUGAAAGUAUUAACCAACAUCAGCAAUGGGCUAUCAAAGGAACCAAGGAAAGCAUUCAACAUAUCGUUGAUAAUGGUUCACCAUCAGAAGGAUUGAAGAAUAUAGCACAUUAUAAUGCUACUAAUAUUGAUGGCAGAUUUGUCAGAGCAAUGUCGGGUAUUAAACUUUAA
Debaryomyces fabryi is the source of this 825-nucleotide messenger RNA. RefSeq lists its product as uncharacterized. The record is from RefSeq and is a predicted model, not a curated record. Bases 1 to 825 code for a protein of 274 amino acids. Gene Ontology annotation, molecular function: delta(3,5)-delta(2,4)-dienoyl-CoA isomerase activity. Lineage: Eukaryota; Fungi; Ascomycota; Pichiomycetes; Serinales; Debaryomycetaceae. The transcript has a single exon. Gene Ontology annotation, cellular component: mitochondrion.